Messenger RNA from Macrobrachium nipponense, 7664 nucleotides. Its product is annotated as ralA-binding protein 1-like. Gene Ontology annotation, molecular function: small GTPase binding; GTPase activator activity. The record is from RefSeq and is a predicted model, not a curated record. NCBI's taxonomy places the organism in Eukaryota, Metazoa, Arthropoda, Malacostraca, Decapoda, Palaemonidae. Gene Ontology annotation, biological process: small GTPase-mediated signal transduction.
CAAUGUACAUAAACAUCUUGCAGUAGAAAAACUCAAAGUUAAGUGCAAACAUUGCCAUUUACAUUUAUCCUUCUUUUUACCAUUUCUUCUAAAUAAUCAUGUAAAUGCCUCAGAACAUAAGAGGACGAUCCAAGCAAGCUAACAAAGUCACAUGCAUGACUAGCUGAAUUUCCCUACCUACUCACAAACGUGGUUUAAUGGAAUGUGACUUUGUCCUAUCACAAGGGAUCAAAAUGGCAGCAAGUUUGAACAUGCGGCUGUAAUUUCAACUUUUGUGCAUGCAUAAACCCUACUCGUUUUGUAAAACGGAAGGCGCAUGCUCUCUUGAAAAUUUGUAAAUUUGCCCUACUGGGUAAACCCUUACCCUUGUAUUUACUCUUAGCCUAAGUCACAGUUAUAAACCGAACAUGCGUGUACCCAAAAUGUUUUCAUUUGGUGCUAUAAUUGAACUUGCUAUGGCAGGAGAAUUAAAUUCCUAAUGGGAGUUUUGAGUUCCUAGUCGAGAAUUAUAAACGUACAUACAGUAGUGCCUCAGGUUACGAAAUUAAUCCGUUCCAAAGCAGCCUUCGUAACCUGAUUUUUUCGUAUCUAGAACUACAUUUUACAUGUAAAUUGCCUAAUUCGUUCCAAGCCAUACAAAAACCCCACAGUAAAUUUUAUAAUAAAGCUGAAAUUGACCAAUAAACAAUGAAAUACAACAAUUUGGACCAUUCAAUACUUAUCCUAACCGUUACUGUACCUGUAAAUAAAGCGUAUUAGUGUACAGGGUACAAGAAAUACUGUGUGUACUUGUACGUACGUAUGUAAUAAAAUGUGGAACCUUACAUUUCAAGUGAGGUGAUGUUCGAAAGUGGUGACAGAGGGGUAGGACAAACGGCAGAAAACAUGAACACUUAACUUUACGAAACAUUAAAAAAUGGCAAAAAAUAUUAACUAAACUUUACGAAACAUUAACAAAUGGCAGAAAACAUUAACACUUCUUGAUUAUCUCCAUCUUCGUCUCCAUAGAAAACAUCCUCUUCUUUCCGUGAACUUCAGCAACUUUCUUGGGACCCAUGGCUAAUAUCCGAAGUCAUUAAGUUCACAAGCAACACGAUAAAGUAAUUUACAGUACAACAAAAACAAAAUCACUAACACGAAUUUACGUUAACAAAGGAAAUAUAUGUGUAUGAACGAGCGAAUUCCAUGUGUUUACGAUAACACUGCCACAAAAAAUGGUCAAGGAACACCUUUACAUAGAGGCAUGAUGGGACAGAUGCUGACCUAUUAGGAGAGCAGGAUCUUACGGCUGUGACCAGCAUCAGGAACCAAUGGGAGAGCGGGAGUAUGGUGGCAAGUCUACGAGUUGGCGGGGCGCCAAUUUUACAAUUGUUCUCGGCGGCCCGGGUGAAUCUCGGACUUUACCCUUUCGCAACCUGAAUUAUUUUCGUACACAGAAGCAAAAAAUAGAGUGCAAAGACUCCCCAAAUCUCUGGCAUUUGCUGUGGCAAAUAGAAAUAUUUUUAACAGUUUUUAUGAAAUUCAGCUGUAGAAUUAAAAAGAUCUUAGAGGAUACAAAUAUAUUAAAAAAUUUCCCAUAAUUCCUUUUCUGUAUCCUAGUAUGUACUCCUGUCUGGAGGUUACCAGAUGUGAAAUUCUGCAGGUACUUCAAUGGAGCAAAGAGAGAUAAAUCUGAUGAAGAAAUGAGGGCAUUAUUUUUAGAGCAAGCAUCAGAGCAUAUAAAUACAAGUUUUAUAUUCACUGAUGGUUCCAAAUCCAAUGCUGGCAGUGGUUAUGGAAUUUUUAGUGAACUUUUUAACCGAAGAGGUGUGCUUCCCUCAGUUGCCUCAAACUUUACAGCUGAAUUUUAUGGCAUCCUAGUAGCACUGGAACAUAUUGCUACACUCCCAGUGUGUAGCUACACAAUAUUUUGUGACUAAAAGUGCCUUAUAGUCCCUGGAAGUCUUCAAUACUGAUCAUCCCUUAGUGUUGAAGAUCACAGUGGAUCUUCUUGCACCAGUAUAGAGGCUGCAUUGUUUCUUUUUGGGUUCCUGCCCAUGUGAACAUAUCAGAAAACAAAGAGGCAGACAAGCUAGUCAAAUCAGCAGCACAAACUUUGGUACCAAGAAAAUGCCCUGUUCCAUAUCAUGAUAUAUGGAAAUCCAUCCUGCAUUUAUGGGCACUUCAGUGGGACAGAGUAGACCCCAAUAAAAUGAAAGAAAUCACUAGUCAGACACACCCUUGGAAAUAUGACCUUAUACUAAGGAAGUGGGCGGUUGUAUUGUGUAGAUUAGGUAUUGGCCAUACCCGUUCAACUCACGGCUAUCUGAUGAAUGGGGAGAAUGAGCCCUUCUGUGACAAUUGCUUAGUUCCAUUAACUAUUAGGUAUUUGCUGGUUGAGUGUCCCAGUCUAGUGGAACUUAGGAAUAAUUUUUUAUCAUAUAGUAGUUAAGCAGGUGGUAAUUAUAGUAUGGCAAAACUGUUGGGAGAAAGCAUAUACUAGUACUAUAUUAAUAACAUUGUCUCAUUUAUCAAAGAAGCUGUUGUCAAACAUAUUUGAUAGCUGUGCUGUCUUGGUAUAUUCCUUUUUUUUUUUAUUGUGCUGUUAUGUGAUCAAGUUAAUUAACAUUUCUUUUCAGAAAUUUAUUUAUAUAUUUUUUUCUCAUUUUUUUUCUUUUUUUAAUAAAAUGUACAUUUAGCUUUUUAGCAAAAAAUAUUUUGACUUAUGUUUAAUAUAUUAUAAAAGUGAAAAGAUCAUAUUUAGUAUUCAGUAUCAGUGACCCUGGUAGUUGUGACGCCAGAUAACUCGCUAUUAAUUAAUCAAUCUUGUCGCCAGUGUUAUGACAUCUCUAUUUUAGAUUUAUGUCAUAACUACAGUUGUUUCCUCUUACCUGUUUGAUAGAGAAAGAUGGUAUUUUAAUAUAUGUUCGACCAUCCCAUUUGUGUCGUAGUGGUCAGAGGAUGAAGACGAUAAUAAAGCGAUAUAAUCUUUUUUCUUCACAUUAUUCGCUCAGUUACAUUGUUAAGCAGACAUAGAAGAAUAUACAAAAUAUGAAAGCUUAUGUAAUGGAAUCAUAACAAACUUGUGAGCAUCAGAGCUCAAUACACACUAAGGUAUUAUAUUGUACAUACUUGAGAUAGAACUUACAGGAUGGAAGUGUGUCAUUCUCACUCAAUACUAAACACAAUAAUAAUUGGUUACACUUUAAACUGAACACGUCCGCAGAGCCUCAGUGGCGUGAUCGGUAUGGUCUUGACCUGCCACCUUGGUGGCCGCGAGUUCGAUUCUCGGGCAUUCCAUUGAGGUGUUAGAGAUGUGUAUUUUUCUGUUGAUAGAAGUUCACUCUCAACAUGGUUCGGGAGUCAUGUAAAUCUGUUGGUCCUGUUGCUGAAUAACCACUGGUUCCAUGCAACGUAAAAACACCAUACAAACAAAACAAACAAAAAGCAUCCGCACAGCUAAGUUUCCUGCCCUUGUUACAUAAGUAUCUUACUUACAUGAUAGAAGGGUCAACUACCUGUCAUCUAGAAGUCCAAAAGAAGGCAUGGGUGACACUUCAGAUAUUUGAGGACUGGUUUACCACUAUUUUGUGCCAGAAGUGAAGGAGUACUGUGGUAAAAAGGGCUGCCCUUUAAGAUGUUGCUAGUACUACUGGACAAAACCCAGGUCACUCUACCCAUUUGGAUGACUCAUCCUAAUGUCAAGGUGGUUUUCCUUCCACAUAAUACCAUUUCCCUUUUAUAACCUGUGGACCAAGGUGUCAUUGCCACUUUCAAGGCUUGCCACCACAGAGGGACAUUUGCUAUGGCUUUCAGGGCAGCUGAAAAAGACAAGAACUUGACUCUAAAGGACAUAUGGAAGUCUUACAACAUUCUUGCUGCUAUAAGAUGAACUUGAAUGCUAUUUGGAAAAAAUUGUUUCACCAUUUUGUGUAUGGUUUCUAUGGCUUUGAGGAGUCAGUUCAGGCUGUCAUCAAGAAUGUUGUUGAACUGAGUAGGCAGCUUGAUUUGGAGGUGAAGGUUGAUAAUGUCACUGAGCUGCUGCCAUCUCAUGGAGAAGAAUUAUCUACUGAGGACCUCAUUCAACUAGAAAAGGGGGGAAAAUGUUCCCGAGAGAAAUCCUCGAAUGCGUGAGUCCGUGAAUCUGGAGAACGCGAAUAUGGGGGGGUCCAAUAUAUGCUAAAAAAAUUUUCUCUUUCAUUUAUUUUUUUUAUUUUUAUCGAUGCAUGUCAUUAAGUCUGGUUAAAUUCCGACUUGAAGACAAAAUCAGGUUAUGUCCUUGCCAUAGGAACGGAUCUUGGACAUAAGCAGAGACCCUACUGUAUUGGUUAAAACACAUGAAUUUCAUUUUUGUUUGAGGCAUUAUGUUUAAAAAGUUCAUAAAGUGUCAGCUUCAUUGCCAGUUUAGUUUUGAUAUUUAAAGUUCCUCACCCUAGCCAUAAACUGUGUUGCAUGUUUUGGGGGCGGGUGGUUAAUAUCUACAACUAGGGAGCAUCCUGCAUUUUGUUAAUGUGUAACAAAAGUGCAGCAUUAGUGUCUUUACCUAGAUAUCCUGCCAUUUUAAUAUUUAAUUAUGAUGAAUUGGCAAGUAAUUUUUAAGAAAGGAGAUUGAUGGUGAAUGUUUAUAUCAAGUAGCCUUUAAUACCUUCAAAUAGUUGUAGUCUUUGGAUUCUUAAAGUAAUCUAGGUUCUUUAUAUAUAGUUGUGUUUCUUUAGUGGGCAUAAAAUUUUUGGUUGAUAUAACAAAAUUGUUCAUUACACCAAAAAGUAGUGUGCAAGUAGUUUAUUGGUGUGCAAAUAUGUUGUAGUUUACCUAAUCUUUUAACAUAUGAGUACGCUUCCCCUAGUAAUCAGUAUAACAUACAUUACUGCAAAUGCUUUCUUAUCUGUUAAUAACACUGUUAAAGUGAAUCUGGAAAUGAUUGACUCUCACUCCAAACCUAAUCUGUUUUUUGUGCUUUCAUACCGUGCCUGUACUGUAAACAACUUAGACAGUACGUCUGUGCACCUCUAUAGGACUUCCAGCACGAAAAGACCAACAUGUCACCAUCAUUAUGAUGGUGAUAGCGGGCAUGAACGAGCCAGUAAAAAGGAACUAUUAAGGAAUAAAAAAAAGGAGAAGAAAGUUUGUUAUGCAACUCUAGGUGAAGACAGCUCAGCAGAUGAAAUGGAACUUUCAGAUACCAGGAAUCCCUUAAAGCCUAAAAAGCCUAAAAGUUUUAAGUUCCUUCAUAAGAAAGACAAAGAAGAAAAAGAGGAAAAAAAAGAAGAGAAAAAGAAGGAUGAUCGUCUCAAGGAUAAAUUAGAUAAAAAGGAAGAGAAAAGAAAAGAAAAAGAAGAGAAGAAAGGUGACAAAAAGAAAAAAGAAAGAGAAAAAGAAGAAAGAAGAAGAGAAAAGGAAGAAAAGAAGAGAUUAAAGAAAGAUAAAAAAAAAAAGUCAGAGGAUGUAUAUGAUGAAGAGGAACUUCCAGUAUUUGGUGUGCCACUUUCCACAGCUGUGGAGAGAUCUCCAAGUCAUGAUGGUAUCCAGCUUCCAAGUAUUGUCAGGGAAUGCAUAGAUUACAUAGAGGAAAAUGGUCUGCUUUGUGAAGGAAUUUAUCGCCUAAGUGGUGUGAAAAGCAAGGUCCAACAACUUCGCCGGCAUUAUAAUUCAGGAGAACCAGUUCGGCUUGCUGAUCAGGAACCUCAUGUUGUUGCCUCACUUUUAAAGCAGUAUCUCAGGGAACUACCAGAACCGGUGCUAACUGUAGAUAUGAUGCCACACUUUGAAGAUGUUGCCAUGAUUCCUAAUCCAGGGGAACGAGCAGAAGCAAUGCGACAGCUGAUUGACAGACUUCCUACUGCGAAUAGAUUAUUAGUUCAAUAUAUGUUCAAACAUAUGGGCCACAUUAUUGCACGGGAACAUGACACAAAGAUGACCUACCAAAAUGUAAGCAUUGUUCUCUCACCAACAAUGCAGAUUUCUCAUAGAGUGCUUAAUGUCUUGUUUCUAAAUCAUACAUAUUUGUUUGGAAAUAUUGUGAUAAAAAGGUACUUUCCACCUAUUAGAAGCUCUGGGGGAGAAAGGACGCUUGAACAGUUGCGAACUGUAAGCGAAAUUGAGGAGGAGAUCAUGAAGCAAGAAUCUCUUCUUGGCCUUCAUUCCCAGAUGCUGCAGAAUGUUUCCAGAAGAAAGGAAGAAGGAGGUCUUUGGGAAGCACAGAGAAUUGGGAGUGAAAGUGAAAAUACUGAACAGUUUAGAAAAGCUUUCAAGUCUGAAAAUGUUAGUGUUAGCAUAGAAAGCAGUAGUGUUGAAAAAGAGAGCUCUUCUCCCUGUGUGUGUACUCAAGGAGGAGUGUCCCAAGUGCAGCCAGUCUUGACUAUACCCACGCUUCCAAAGCCAGUUUCAGCGAGAACAGAAAGAAAUAAAUUUGUUCAUUCUGUGCAGAGUGAAAAAACACAGGGUACAGAAAAAUCAGAAAACAUAGAAGGAGUUGAUAAAGCACCCCGAGACUCCCAUAAAAUAACCAGACCAGAGGAUCAAAGAGGACAUGUUACAGUUAUUCAGUUAGGAAGUAAUGAAGGAAUUAAUCAGAGAGAGGAAGAUCAAAAUGCUCCACCUUGCCAGGACGAUCAAGUGGCUGCUCCAGUUGUGAUAAAUCAGAGGCCAGAAAUGAAGAGGCUAGCAGUGGAUAAAGUUCCUUUGAGAGAAACAAGAAGUCUGGAUGAUUCAAAAGGAAAAGGUUUAGCUGAGGAUAGUGAAUAUGCCUCAUUGCUAGAACAUGAAGCCAUAGUACAAGCAGAACACGAUGAAUUACUAUCAAUGAAUCAUGACUUGAUGCGAAAGCUGCAAGCAGAACGAGCAGAGAUCACAAGACUGAAAGAAGAAAUUCAAGAAAUGCAAACUUUAUACGGAUACAGUCCUCUGACAGAACGAAGCAGUUCCGACCGAAAGCCUUGGAUUCCUGCGUACAAGUCUUCGUCAGAAAUGAUGCCACCUCCCCGCCCCCAUCGAGGACUGUAUCGAGUUGUCUGCAGAGCAGAGAAGGCGUUCCUCAUUGCAAUUAACGACCGUGAGGACUGGGUCUCCAUCGACCGGCUGAAACCCACCUCCAUUCCUGACGAAGAUGACACCGCAGAAGUAUCUCACAGGCCUCCUCCUCAAAAUGACGUUCCGCUGGGACCCGCCAGCGCCUCCAGACGUCGCCAAGGCCGCCCAAGGACAGCAGUCGAACCCCCCAGGUCCACCACCAGGGGCGGCAUCCUGCUGUCCAACUCAUCUCAAGACGAGGAGCCGGGGGACAUGCCCCGACAGAUGGAAUCACGAUCCCAUGGAAUCCUCCACCCUCCAGCAAGAUACCAGUGACCAAUCAUCCAAUGAUUUUUUUACCAUAAUCAUUGUCUUGGGGGUUUGGGGGAAGUAUCUGUAAGGAUGGCAUUUCCACCAAAAUGUCCAUCUCCUAAUGUAUAUACCACCUUUUUACAUAUACCAAAAUGUAGAGCAAUUUGCAGCCUUUCUGCCAAUAUAUGUAUCAUAUUUACACAUCCUGUACAGUUAAUUAUAUGUAUAUUUGUAGGUGCGAGAAAGCACAAUCACAGCAGGGGUCCACUCCCUUUUUUCGUAUGUACGCUUGAUGGACAUUAGAAUUCCAUCCGCACAUCCUCCUUAUAUAUAUACUAUAUAUGUUCGUUUCUGACCAAUAAAUC